AUGACAAUGACUACAAUUCCAGAAAGUCUUAAUAGCCCUGCCUCAGGAAAAACCGUUUUCAUGGAGUUUGGACCCUCGAGUCAACAAAUGUCGCCUUCCUCCAUGUCUCACGGACACUAUCCCAUGCACUGUUUACAUUCUGCAGGUCAUACGCAGCACGACAGCUACAGCCCAGCCUCGUCGUUCCCCAGAUCUUUGGGUUAUCCAUACGUGAACUCCGUCGGCAGCCAUUCCACCAGUCCAUAUCUCAGCACAGUACAGACCUACCAAAACAGCUCGGCGCUCACACAGACGCGGUUAGAGGAUGCAGCGCCAGAAGCAGAGAAAAACACAGUGGUCGAAGGCGGAGAGGUGCGAUUCAACGGGAAAGGGAAAAAGAUUAGAAAACCAAGGACUAUCUAUUCGAGUUUACAACUUCAAGCUCUGAACAGGAGAUUUCAACAAACUCAAUAUUUGGCGUUACCGGAGAGAGCUGAGCUGGCAGCGUCGCUUGGUCUCACCCAGACACAGGUGAAGAUUUGGUUUCAGAAUAAAAGGUCUAAAUUCAAGAAACUGAUGAAGCAAGGCGGUGGCACAAUUGACGCCAAUGCUUUGGCCACUGGCCGCGGACUGUCGAGCGGUUCUCCCUCGGUGGCACCUGUCUGGAGCUCGCCGACCACCGUGAAGACUUCAGUGGGGACAACCGGAUCUUACAUUCCCAGCUACACCUCAUGGUAUCCAACCACACACCAAGAGUCUAUGCAACAGUCACAGCUCAUGUGAACAGAGACCUCAGCCCUCGACUCUGCCAUGGCUCGUGUAUCAGGAUGUUGAAGGGGGCCUGCAGCCGCUCAGCGCGGCCCAGCACUGAUAACACACAACAACGAGAACCCCGGAGUGAGUCUGCUGCCGCACGCCGCCAGCUGACACAGUGGCCUCCUCACGCAAGGAUGACGGCAAGCAAGGGAUUGAAAGACUGACAAGGCACGCAAUGCGCCCAAGGGCAACAAGUCCAUGACAGUCAGCGGAAACCGUCGACAAAUGGAUCCUUUUAUUGGCUGCUGUUUAUCACUUUUGUGUCAGUUUCUAUUAUUAUUAUUAUUAUUAUUUUUAAAUCAUAUUUGUGUGAGUUAUUCUGUUUAUAAGAAAACACGUGUUUGUUUACACCAGAUGUCGGGCCCAAUGUGAUGAUGACCCAAAAAUCAAUCUGCAUUCAUUAACAGUUAAUGGUCGAUUAGGCCAUAGGGGUGUCUCUUUAACCAAAUAAUAACGAUUCAUAAAUCCCACUAGCAACCACCAGGCCAUUAUGCUUACAGUACAUUCAACCAGAGCAUAUUGUGCGAAGCCUCAACUUACUACUAUGUUGUUUAUAUGUGUUUGUUAUUUAAGUUAAAUUAUUCUGAUGAGUUGUUUUCUUUCUGUUGAGGUCGGUCUGUGUUCACUUUGUAAGUGUGUUUGAAAUAACAACACUGUGUUGUUAAUGCUGCACUAACGCAAGCAAAGCUUUUCUAUGCCGUGCCCCCCGAUGUUAUGUGAAAAAUGUAAAAGGCCUGACAAUUUUGCUGCUUUAGAAAAAAAAAAUAUCCCGAGGGUGAGCAGCUCAUUUUGUCACUGUAUUUUGUACAUAAUUUUCAGAUUUGUUUUUGUGCUGUACUGGAUACGCUGUGAAACAGGGUUUUAGGCUUUCUGUAUUCGUCGAGAUGUGUUUAGUCAACAUAGAAAAUAUUUAGUUUUGUAUUGAUCACUUUAAUUUAUUUAUCUGUUU
Molecule: messenger RNA, 1744 nt
Organism: Morone saxatilis (striped sea-bass)
Lineage: Eukaryota; Metazoa; Chordata; Actinopteri; Moronidae
Gene: dlx1a
Product: distal-less homeobox 1a
Exons: 3
Coding region: 1-762 (253 amino acids)
Biological process (GO): negative regulation of transcription by RNA polymerase II; cell differentiation; embryo development
Molecular function (GO): RNA polymerase II cis-regulatory region sequence-specific DNA binding; DNA-binding transcription factor activity, RNA polymerase II-specific
Source: RefSeq, a predicted model, not a curated record